GACGUUGCUAGGUUGCCAAGUCCCGCCUACCGCGGCUGGUUGGGUGGGUAAAUCGCCGUGGCCGCUGCUUGUGCCGGGCCCGCUCGCCAGGGGGCGGAGAUCGGGGGCUGCCCGGCCGGGCCCCGUCUGCCCUGCGCGGAAGCUUAGUGAAAACAACAAUGGAGCGAUUUGGAGUGAAAGCUACUCCUUCCCAUAGCCGUUCAAAGACAGCUUUGUAUGUGACCCCUCAGGAUCGUGUAACCGAGUUUGGGAGUGAACUGCAUGAAGAUGGAGGGAAAUUGUUCUGUACUUCCUGCAAUAUGGUCCUGAAUCACGUUCGCAAAUCUGCAAUCAAUGACCAUCUCAAGUCUAAAACUCAUACAAAGCGGAAGGCAGAGUUUGAAGAGCAGAGUGUCAGAAAGAAGCCGAGGACUCUGACAGCUUCUCUCCAAUGCAACAGUUCUGCUCAGACAGAGAAAAUCAGUGUCAUCCAGGACUUUGUGAAGAUGUGCUUGGAAGCUAACAUCCCACUUGAGAAAGCUGACCAUCCAUCGGUGCGAGCUUUCCUGUCUCGCCACGUGAAGAAUGGUAGUUCCAUUCCGCAGUCAGAUCAGCUAAGGAAAACGUACCUUCCUGAUGGUUAUGAGAAUGAGAACCAGCUCCUCGGUACGGAAGGCUGUUAAGAAGAUGACUAUUUUGGGGAUGGAGUAUUAAAGUUACAUAUUGAUGGUGUGGUUUAUUUUUAUAUUCAUGCAUACACAGUGUUAUAUAUUGGUUUUACAGUUUAUUUUGUAUUACUGUAGAAAUGACAAUCUAUCACCAAAAUUAAUGAUGGGCCACAGACUCUUGAUAACCCUACUGUAGAGUUUAUAUCCACUGUGAUUCAGAACUCAUUUUCAAGAUUGGGAACAUCUAUGUAAAGACCAACCAUAACUGUGACAUUAACAAACACUCACCUGUGCAUGGAGGACUUUCCAUGCCAACUCAGUCACCAACAUGACAUCUUCAUUACACAAGAAAGGACCAAACAGUAGGAAUUACUUUACUACAUCAGACCUAUUGACCAUCUUUGUUCAGUAUUCUGCCUCUGUCAAUGACCAGGAAUAAGUCCUGUACUGUUAGCAUGCAAAAAGUCGUAUAAUGGCCAAUUACAUAGUAACCUGCCCACAGAAGCAAUUCUAACUGCUGGUAGAGGUUGACUUAUGCCUUGCAUCAUGGGGACUUACAUCCUUUUUAAAAACUCUUUUAUCCUAUUUAAUGUAACUCUGGAUGUUCUCGUCUACCUAAUUAUGGCUUCACUUUUCUCUUAAAGCAAGGAGUUCAAUAGGUUUGUUACGCAUUGCAUAAAAGAAAAAACAGUUUCCAAUCUCAGUUUUAAAUUUACUGUCUUGCAGUUUCAGUGCGUCUCCUUAUAAUAAGCUGACAGACUAGUGUCUUUGUGCAAGGUGCCUUGUGCAGCUCCUGGCCUGUGAAACACAUGUCUGGUCACAGUCCCUAAUAAUAUAGUUUGCUGUGUGUUUUCCUAGCAUGACGGCAGAAGCAGAACAUCAUCUUUUCAAUCUGUUAGCUAUAAACGAGAACUCCGUUGGAACUGAUCAGGACACGGGAGUAGCAGUUCAAGAGUCCUAUUUGAGUAUGGGGUCACUUAAGCUCUUGCACUCAUAUCCUUUUCCUGAGUCUUGUGCUUGUCACAGACUAAGAGACCUAACUGUGUUUUUAAAACAGUUCAUGUUGAUGCCAAAUAGCUCAUGUAGCUAUGAGGUACCAAAAAGGAUGCAACAGUAGAAUAAGCGUUAUCUGGGUUACAGUUCCUUUUCCAAGCCAGUGCCAUAUUCACUGGAUCAUUAAAAAAGUGACUUACUGUAUGUCAGUAAUGUGUGUCUCUUUCUCUAAAUUGUGUAAUUCUCAACCCUUUUCACAUCUUUUUUGGGGGGUUGAGUGUUAUGCCUAAAUUAAGUAUGGUGGUAGCCCACUAAAUUUUAGUGUCCAAGAAAACUCUUGGGUGAGGAGAGAGGAUAUUGUGCAGAGGCAAGUAACACAACUGCCUUUUCUGCCUGCCUCCUCUGGGCUGUGAUUCUGUGAGGUGCUGAGCAUCUCCUAGGCAGUGCAGCAUGCCCUCCACUCACCAUAAGUGUGCUGUCUCUCGGGUUUAGCUCCUCCUGUUUUGCUGCUUUUUCCCUUUCUUGGUUUUCACUAACUAUAUUUCUCAUUUUUCUUUAUUUUGCCCAUUUCAUUUUAGGGUGCUGACAGUAGCAUUAACUAACAGUGCUUACAGGUGGGGUGGUAGAGGGACAAAGACUAGCCUAUUAAUUUGGUUGGUUUCUGCAGGUCUCGGUAGUGUAAAAUACACAUCAGCUUGAAGAGAGGAAACAGUUUACUGCUGACUAUUUUUAUGCAAUCUUCAAGAACUUGUCAGAUGAAUGGCUCAAAGUGUAUUCACACAAUUUAAUCUUUUCUUUCUUGCAACUGGUAGCCUGCUGUGCAAGGUGUAUUUGUAUGGGCACAGCAAACUAAAUGAAUAGCGUGCAGGCAAAUUGUUGCACCGGUGCUAAGCCCCAUUGAAGCCAGAGAGGCUCGACAAAGAGCAGUGUGCCCGUUCAAUAUCAAUUGCUGGCUUAGGACAGCAGGUAGAAAUAGUAGUGGAAAUCUUUCUCCUGAUCUUGGAUGUCUCAAUUUGCCUUCACAAGUGUGACUAGCUAUGGGAUGUGCUUGUUCCACCUUAGGAUCAUGCAUUGCCUAGGGCUGGUACUGUUGCAUAUAAAUCCUCUUAAGACACAUGAGUAUAAGUUACCACUGCCAAUAGCCUUUUCUAUUUUAAAAAAUUGUGUUCUUCCAUGACAGCUCCUCUUCUUGUUUCAGUGGAGUCAUGCUAUCUGCACUUCAUUAAUCAAAGUUAGAUAUCUUUGAAUUAGUUUUCUACUCCAUCCAUACAGUUGUAUUAGGGUUGAAUCACAAAGGGAAAACGGUUGUGCGUAUUGAGAAAACAGCUUGAGUAUGAAUUUUUGAAAUCAGUCUUCCAUUAAAACAAAGAAAAAAGUGCUAUUUUAGGUACUAGUUUGAGAUGACUAAUUCUGGCCUUGAUGUUUUUCAAUAAUUUUACAGGCUAUUGUUGAUAUUAAAGUCGCUUUACAAAAGACCUAAACAGAAAUGUUUUUCUCUGCUCUCUACUAUCAAACUAAUUAUCCCUCUUCAAAAAGCUAUGCUAGCAUUAUGAUUAAGCAUGUUGGUACACAGACUAAUGAAACUAAACAAAACAAAAAAAGGCCGCUUCACUCUUGUGUUAGAAGAAACAAAAAGUGACAGACACCUUUGGUAAAUAAAUUAUGUUGUUUUUCAAGUAUGUAAGGAAAUCACUACCAAUAAUUGAAAAUAAACCAUUAGUAAUAUGCUCAAGAUACCCUUGAUAGCAGCCUUUUAAAACACGAUAUUUAUCUAUAUAAAGUGAUAAAAAUCUGUGGUCUAAAAUUCGACUUCGAUUAUAUCAAUUUACAAAUUUGAUGUAAUUCUUCACAGGCUUUCUAGAAUACUUCAGUGCCGUAAUGUAAAGUCGGUGCUAGCAGCACAGCCCUUGUAACAAACCUUAGGGUUGUCCAGAUAUCUUGGUGUCAUUAAGGUUUCACAAAUAAUGGCCCAAAUAAUAAUUGAAAUACAGCAGGUGUUAUGAAAAGAAUAAAUAGACAUGUUAAAUACAAGGUACAUACUGUCUAUAUAAGAUAAUGGGGGCUGUAUAGUGAAACCUUUCUCGAGCUUCACUGUAGCUGUACUAGUAGAAAAAUGAUAAUUUUUCUCUCUUGACACUUUGUUUCAGAAAUACCAGACAUCAGUUUGUUAUGGCAAGUGUUCAUAAACAAAAUAUUAAAAAUACAAAUGGUAUUCCAGGCAAAUUCGAGUCUAGAAAAAGUAAGUGUGACAGGCAUGUGGUGAGUUAAUUUAUUCUGUUUCUUAUGUAAUUCUAAACAUAAUCCAAAAUGCCUGUGAGACACUUGUUUUCUUUUAAAAUUAGAAAUGCGUCCCAUGCAAAAUCCCAGAAUACCCCUGCAAACUUUGUCAUGGUCAGAUUUUGCCCUUGUCUGUUUACUGUUGAUUUUGGGGGGAAAUUUCAAUCAAAACUUCAACUGGAGCUCAUCUCUAACUUUCAUAAAUAAUAGACUGUAUCCUAGGAUUUCAGUAUUUAAUGAAAUAGUUUAUUUAAAAAUCCCAUGGGGUUUCCUUACUUUUACAAGAACUCCACAUUAUUUUUCCAAAUGCUUCCUGCAGAGAGAGCUCUUAGUCAAUAGGGUGGGGUGGUAGAAACUUCUAGUUUUCAAUUACCUCUAAUAUGGUAUAGUUAGGGGUCUGCUGCAAAUGGCUUUGCCACUGUUAAAAUAUUUGCUGGUUAUGGUUGUUUUUUUUAACCUUGUAAAUAAGAUAGAUUAACUAAUUGGCAUCUGAACACUACUUUGAAAUGCAUUUUUAAAAGCCAGUUUUCAGAGUAAGAAGGUGGGCAAAAACAACAUUCCAUGUUUCACAAUCAUUUGUGAGUUUAUGCACCAAGUUUAUUGUAGUUUGUUCAGCCAGUUUGUGUUCCUCCAGGACACAAACAAUUCAAGUUCUUGAUUUUUUUUUUAGCUCUAAUUAUUUUAAAAGCAUUUAGAAACCUGUAAAUUGGCUGGUCAUUAGUUCAUAGGAAUCAUGAAACAUUUUUCGUAGUUGGAGAGAGAAUGGUUUUCAAUUAAAAGAGAGACUUGGUUCUGCAAAGUGUUGGACAUUCUCGUGACAGAAAAACUCAAUAGCCUGAAAAGGAUUAUUUUAGUGUGGGUUUAUUUUAUUUUAUUUUAUUUUUUUACUGCUUCUAUGGAACUAAACAGUGAAGCACUCCAGCCCUGGUUUUUGAUACCAUAUUGACCUAGUUUUCAGAGCGUCUCUGGAAGUCUGGCAGUGAGAUAUAUUCCUUGUUUAUUGUGUUCACUUUGUACUCAUUGCUAACUUUUAUUUGCUCGAGCAUGUAACCUGAGCACUCAUUGUCUUUGUAAAAUUCUAAAGUUGUGUGUUGAAUUCAAUAAAUUUUUUAAGCAAAAAAAAAAAGUUGACAUUACCAGCUGUUUGAAUGCACCAUCUUGAGUCACAGAAAGCUUGAAGUGAUUACUAAAGAGGCCCUUCUAUACCUGUGUUCAAAACUGAAGAUUUUAUACUAAGUCAAAAUGGCAUGGAAAGAGUUGUUUCACAACAAGUUGAUGUUCAAGGAGGAAGGAUAUCCCAGUGAUUAGGGUGCUAGCCUAGGAAUGGAAUUGGAUCCAGGUCUGCCAAAGUCACCUAGUCUCUCUACAGCUCAGUCUGCAGGUGUAACAUGGUGAUAAUGGGUGUUGUGAGGAUAACUAUAUUAAAGAUUAAGAGGUGCUCAGAUAUUAUGGUAACUGGCCAUAGAUAUAGUCCUUUAGUUCUGUAAACAAAUACAUUUAUGUAUAAACUGCAUUAUCUUAUAAUACUUAAAUUUCUUCAUUUGUAAUGCUAUUUAUAAAAUUAUAAAGAUAAAUAUAGAACAAACAAGAAUCACUGGAUAUAUAAAUAUGUCUGGGGAUGAAUACAAUAUUCAGAAGUUGCUGCAGUUCAGUGUCAAGGAAAGGCAGUGCCCUGUCUCUGGAAUCCUGAAAGAGGAUGGCACAGAGCCUGGAACUGUUACUGACAAGUAAAGGACAUCGUCAUGUGGCAACCCUUUUUCAGAUCCCCCACUAUAAGAAUCUUACGAUUUGCUACAUAAUCCCAUGACUGUUCUAAUGCAGUUUAAGUAUUUGAGUGCCAAUGCAAGGAUCUAUGGAUCAGAUGUUUCAUCCAUGUUUAUAAAAAGUCCUACCUCCCCAUUAUCAUCAUAGUGUAGGCCUGGUAAGAACAAGUAUUGUGCAUUGGCUGAAGCAGACCACUUCUGGUAUGACCCAGGAA
This is a messenger RNA of Mauremys mutica (yellowpond turtle), 5895 nucleotides long. It is a transcript of the gene CGGBP1, whose product is annotated as CGG triplet repeat binding protein 1. Lineage: Eukaryota; Metazoa; Chordata; Testudines; Geoemydidae. Bases 159 to 662 code for a protein of 167 amino acids. The record is from RefSeq and is a predicted model, not a curated record. The transcript is spliced from 2 exons. Gene Ontology annotation, biological process: regulation of transcription by RNA polymerase II. Gene Ontology annotation, cellular component: nucleus. Gene Ontology annotation, molecular function: double-stranded DNA binding.